AAUCUGAUGUCACCUCUUAACUUCUGUUUUCUCUAUCUCUUUCCUUUAUAUCUUUGUUGUUACCUUAACAGUUUUUUUUUUUUAAUGCAUCUUUGAGUAAUAAUGGAAGAAGAUUGUGGUGCUUUUGCAGCAGAUUGUGUUAUCUUCUGUUGCUGCUGCGAGUGUUUUAUCUUACAAGUCUUUAUCUUUAUUUUCUUUAAGAUUCCUUGUAAACUUUCUCAGAAGAUGAAGAAGUUUGUGACUAGAAGGCUUGGACGAAAGAAGAGAAGAGACACGGAAAUCGUCCUACCGACAAAGGACGAUGAUUGCAGAGAGGAGCAUGGGUCUGAAGUUAGUUGCAUGGAAGACGUAGAGGAGAUGUUGCAGGAACUUUCCAUGAAAGGAGAGUUUGUGUUUGGGAGUUUCUGGAGACAAGGAGACUCUGCAGCAAACGAUUUUGAUUUCGGAAACUCACAAUACGAAAUAGCUAAUUACAAAGAUCAUCGUUCCUUGUCAUUGCUCAUUACACAAGAUGUCUUAUUAGAGCGUUAA
Arabidopsis thaliana (thale cress) is the source of this 531-nucleotide messenger RNA. RefSeq lists its product as uncharacterized. NCBI's taxonomy places the organism in Eukaryota, Viridiplantae, Streptophyta, Magnoliopsida, Brassicales, Brassicaceae. The record is from RefSeq and is marked reviewed. The coding region runs from base 103 to 531 and encodes 142 amino acids. The transcript has a single exon.